AUGAGCCUGGAGAAUGAUGACAAGCGGGCUCGCACGCGCUCCAAGGCUCUCCGAGGACCCCCGGACACAGCAGGCCCAGACCUCAGCUGCCCCACUCCAGGAUGCACGGGCUCAGGCCACGUUCGGGGCAAAUACUCCAGGCACCGCAGCUUGCAGAGCUGCCCUCUGGCCAAGAAGAGGAAGCUGGAGGGCUCUGAGGCUGAGCACCUGGGGUCCAAGAGGAAGUCCCAGCCCCUGGGGCUGGCGCUGGGUGCAGGCGAUGGCGCAGACAGCGAGAGCAGCGAGGACCCCGAGGUGAAGGCUGCCUCUGUUUCGGGAGAAUCGGACGGAACCCCAGAGGAGGCUGUGGCCAGGCUGCCUGGGCAGGAGCAGAUUCAUCGUCUGGAGCCAGCUGCAGGGAGGAGCCCCCUCAAGUCCCAUUUUGGACCCAAGCCUGGCAGCAGCCCCCCCAGCUCCUCCAAGGGUGGCUGCAGCAGCUACCAGGGGGUCAUCGCAGCAUCUCUCCUUACCCUUGGCCAGAUCCCGGAGGAGACCUUGGGUGGGGAAGACCCAGGCCUGGGGGCCAGGCAGGGCCCGGCUGUGGCGCGGCUGCUUCAGGAGGGAGCCGACAAGGGACAGAAGGGCCUCUUCGUCCGAGCAGGAGCUGUAGGAGAGGCCCUUGAGGUCAAUGAUCUGCACAGCCAGGAGCCCCAGCCGCAAGCCCUAGAGGAGGUGACCAGAGAGGUGUCCAGCCAGCAGAAGGGUCCCCAGGAAGAGGAUGAGGAUGACGAUGAAGACGAGGAUGAGGAGGAGGAGGAGGAGGAGGAAGAUGGCAUGGAGGAGGAAGAGGAAGAAGAGGAUUUAGAGGAAGAGGAGGAAGAGGAUGAGGAGGCAGCGACAGCCUCUGAUGUGAUAUUUGAGGAUGCCACUUCCUGCACCUCUGCCCAGAAGGGCCUGGAACCAGCCAGCCCUAAGCCGGAAUAUUCUGUCCUGGUGGAGGUCCGCUCGGAUGAUGACAAGGAUGAGGAUGCACGCUCCCCACGGUCGGCUGUCACGGAUGAGUCUGAGCUAUAUGAUGUGCUGACCCGUGGGAACCUGGGCCUCCUGGAGCAGGCCAUCGCCCUGAAAGCCGAGCAGGUGCACGAGCCAGGCAGUCCCCGUUCUGAACAGGGUCCCCCGGGACCGGGAGAGGCAGGAAAGGCAGCCAAGUCCCUGGAUGCCAUGCGCAAGAGCUACUAUAAUAAAGAUCCUUCGAGAGCUGAGAAGCGGGAGAUCAAGUGCCCAACACCCGGCUGUGACGGCACUGGGCACGUGACGGGGCUGUACCCGCACCACCGCAGCUUGUCUGGCUGCCCCCACAAGGACAGGAUCCCCCCGGAGAUCCUGGCCAUGCAUGAGAAUGUGCUGAAGUGCCCGACCCCUGGCUGCACAGGUCAAGGCCAUGUGAACAGCAACCGCAACACACACAGGAGCUUGUCUGGCUGUCCUAUUGCCGCUGCGGAAAAGUUAGCCAAAACCCACGAGAAGCCGCCACCGCAGCCGGGAGAGUCCCCCAAGAGCGGCUCCAGCUCUGAUCGGAUCCUCAGGCCCAUGUGCUUUGUGAAGCAGCUUGAAGUCCCUCCAUACGGGAGCUACCGGCCCAGCAUGGCCCCCGCCACCCCAAGAGCCAACCUGGCCAAGGAGCUGGAGAAGCUCUCCAAGGUUACCUUUGACUACGCAAGUUUCGAUGCUCAGGUUUUUGGCAAACGUGUGCUUGCCCCAAAGAUUCAGACCAGUGAAACCUCACCCAAAGCCUUUCAAUCCAAACCCUUACCAACGGCCUCCUCCCCAGGGCACAGCCCAUCCAGCAGCUGUGCAAGGACCACCUCAUCCUCUUCCACAGGCUUCGACUACUCGCAUGACGCUGAGGCUGCGCACAUGGCUGCCACCGCUAUCUUAAACCUCUCCACCCGCUGCUGGGAGAUGCCCGAGAACCUCAGCAUGAAACCCCAGGACCUGCCCGGCAAGGCUGGAGACAUCGAGGUGGAUGAGAAUGGGACUCUGGACCUGAGCAUGAAUAAGCACCGGAGACGUGAGCACGCUGUCCCCAGCAGCAGUAGCAGCAGCAGCAGCCCCGGUGUCCGAUCGCCUGAUGUUGGCCAGCGUCCGGGCAGCACAAUGACCUCACCCCUGUCUGGCCAGGCCUCCCGCCAGGAUGAAUGGGACCGGCCCCUGGACUACACCAAGCCCAGCCGCCCGCGGGAGGAGGAACCAGAGGAGUCAGAGCCAGCAGCCCAUUCUUUUGCUUCUUCUGAAGCAGAUGACCAGGAGGUGCCAGAGGAGAGCCUCGAGGAGCGCAAGUACCCGGGAGAUGUUACCCUGACCAACUUCAAGCUCAAAUUCCUCUCUAAGGACAUAAAGAAGGAGCUGCUCACCUGUCCCACGCCGGGUUGUGAUGGCAGUGGCCACAUCACCGGGAACUACGCCUCCCAUCGCAGCCUCUCUGGUUGCCCUCUUGCUGACAAGAGCCUCAGAAACCUCAUGGCUGCCCACUCUGCUGACCUCAAGUGCCCCACACCUGGUUGUGAUGGCUCUGGCCACAUCACAGGGAACUAUGCGUCACAUCGGAGCCUGUCUGGCUGCCCUCGUGCCAAGAAGAGCGGAGUGAAGGUGGUACCCAGCAAGGAUGAUAAGGAGGACCCUGAGCUGAUGAAGUGCCCAGUGCCUGGCUGUGUGGGACUUGGUCACAUCAGUGGUAAAUAUGCCUCCCACCGGAGCGCGUCUGGCUGUCCACUGGCCGCACGGAGGCAGAAGGAGGGCGCCCUCAAUGGCUCGUCCUUCUCCUGGAAGUCGCUGAAGAAUGAGGGGCCAACUUGCCCCACACCGGGUUGCGAUGGCUCCGGCCAUGCCAACGGGAGCUUCCUUACCCACCGGAGCUUGUCCGGCUGUCCCAGGGCAAGCUUUGCUGGAAAGAAGGGAAAACUCUCAGGGGACGAGGUUCUCAAUCCAAAGUUCAAAACCAGUGAUGUGCUGGACAAUGAUGACGAGAUCAAGCAGCUGAACCAGGAGAUCCGGGACCUGAACGAGUCCAAUUCGGAGAUGGAGGCCGCCAUGGUGCAGCUGCAGUCCCAGAUCUGCUCCAUGGAGAAGAGCCUGCGGACCAUCGAGGAGGAGAACAAGCUCAUUGAGGAGCAGAAUGAAGCCCUCUUCCUGGAGCUGUCUGGCCUGAGCCAGGCCCUUAUCCAGAGUCUCGCCAACAUCCGCCUCCCGCACAUGGAGCCAAUAUGUGAACAGAACUUCGAUGCCUAUGUGAACACUCUCACGGACAUGUACUCCAACCAGGAGUGCUACCAGAGCCCCGAGGACAAGCACCUCCUGGAGAGCAUCAAGCAAGCCGUGAGGGGCAUCCAGGUCUAAGCCCCCCAAGUGCAGAGGAACUGAGCAGCAGCCCCGGUGCCUGAUGGCCUCCCUGUCCCACUCCUGCUGGGGUGGCAAG
This is a messenger RNA of Ochotona princeps (American pika), 3454 nucleotides long. RefSeq names its product myelin transcription factor 1 (gene MYT1). The record is from RefSeq and is a predicted model, not a curated record. Gene Ontology annotation, molecular function: RNA polymerase II cis-regulatory region sequence-specific DNA binding; zinc ion binding; DNA-binding transcription factor activity, RNA polymerase II-specific. Bases 1 to 3375 code for a protein of 1124 amino acids. Gene Ontology annotation, cellular component: nucleus. NCBI's taxonomy places the organism in Eukaryota, Metazoa, Chordata, Mammalia, Lagomorpha, Ochotonidae. The transcript is spliced from 21 exons. Gene Ontology annotation, biological process: regulation of transcription by RNA polymerase II.